AUGACUGAAGGACUUAGUAGCCAUGGAGCAUCCCGCAAGCGUUUCGGGGGCGCCACCGUCGACCGCUCAGCUUACACCGCAGGCCAGGCGCUCGUCACAGUGGUAAACGAUCCCAGGGCUGACGCGGCGAAAAACUGGGGCGCAUGGCUAGGCUUCCGGGUACCGGACGUCAGCUGGCAGGAUCCCCCGCCCCCGAUCGAUACGAUGCGCUACCCGCCUGUGACGCGACGCGAUCUAGCCAAGUACCUAGCGCUGGUCGCGGACGGCAGCUUCGAGCAGUUCCAGCAGACGCGUCAGAGCUUGGCGCUGGGUGGCAUAUCUCAGCAGUUUAUGUCUUUUGAGGGCGACGCUGCCGACCUGGACGAUUACGAUCCCUCCUCGUAUGAUAUCGGGUACAAGGGGUACAGCUUGGAGGGCCCCGCGGCUGCUCUCGAUGAACCAAACCCAUUCGCGGAGGGCGCGGACUCGCAUUCCAGGCGCAGCAAUGCGGGCCCUCCCGGGGAGCCCUCAUUAACCCCCCACUCGGUGCAGCGGAACCCCGCUGUUCCGAGGCUCGCUCAGGGAGACGGCCUGGUCACGGCGCUGCAGGUUGUGCCCCCGCUGUUCUUCAAUGAGGACUUUUCACUAAGCAGACCUGACAUCUUUGAGGCCAUUUGCGGGUGUGAGGACGACAACGAGAUGUACGCGCGCAUAGACAAGCUCAACGCAGCACUGGACGUAGUGGAGACGCAGCUGAUGCGCGAGAUUGCCUCCCGCAGCCGCGCCAUCGUGGCAGCAGGCAACUGCGUACACGACCUACACAACCGCCUGUCCAACACCCUGACGCAUAUCAAGCGUCUGAGGGAGAACGUGAGUGACAUGGACGAUGUGACCUACUCAGCGGCCGUGCAUGUGGCCCAGCUGCAGAGGAGGAGGAACAACCUGACGGCCACGGUGGAGCGGGUCCAGUCGCUUGAGGAGGUCGCGGCCGCGAAGGCCGCCCUGCCACUGCUGCUGGACUCUGGAGACUAUGCGGAAUUUCCUGUAGAUGUCGGCCGGGAUCCCAUCCCACCCUGGGGCCUUGCCAGGUGCGCUCUUCUUGAGUGCCUUCCGCAGUUCGGUGGCUGUGAUCUUUUUGGCUCCAAGCUGUUCAUCUGCCUCUGCCGGGAGCUUAAUGUUGGCUGCGGUGCUCUAGAGCUGUUAGAUAACCUCAGCCACGCCGCCACGGGUUUGUCCUCCUCGGGUGUUGCGGCCUUCCGUGGUCUGCCCCCCCAGCUGGCGGAGAGCCGCCUCGUGGUGGAGUCCCUGUUGCAGGCGGAGAUGCUGGGGGCGGCCAUGUACACGGAGGCGCACCUGGUGCUGGAGAGGGCGGUAGCGGAGUCCGCACAGGAGCUCGGUCUGGCGGCUGCGGCGGCGCCCCUGGCUCUCAGUCCCUCCGACAGCAACGGUAUCACAGGCGGUCCCCUCACCUCCUCCUCGGUCUCUGGCUCCGAAGCCACCGUCAUGUCCCGAGAGGCCUCCCUCCGCUCCGCCGGGUCGUCAUCCCUGCUGGCGGCGGAGCUGGCGGCUGCCCGUGAGCAGCUGCACGACCGGCUGCUGCCCGUAGUACUGGGUCUGCACCGCUGUGCCCGGCUGGAGGCGGCCCUGCGCCAAUUCGCUGUAAACCGAGCUGCUGAGGUGAAGGCUAUCGUUCGGGAGGUUGUGGAGCGUCUGCUGCCGAUCCUGAUGGUCAUCACCAGUAUGGUUGAGGCCUACCUAGCUCACACCCUGCUGGUGGGGACGUUAGUGGAGGACGCGCUGCGCGGCGGCAGGGCGCCCGCAGCCGCACUGGUGACACCGAAGAGGGAGGUGCACUCGGCGCUGCAGGCGGUGGUGGAUGUCGCCACGGGGAGCCGGCUCAAGGUGUACGAGUUCCGUGCGUUGCUGUCCGCGUGUGAGGCCUUCGCCGCGCUACCCGACAUGCACGGACUGAGACCGGGGGCGGCAUUGAGGCCCACUCUGCAGGCGCUGUGUCGGGCCCAUCUGGAGAACACUCACUCGAGAUGCGCCAUGCAGAUGCAGCACCUGCUGGAGGCGGAGCAGUGGGUGCCAGCGGAGGCUCAUGCGUCAUUCCAAGCCAUAGUGGACCGUUUGGAGGACAGGUGUCCGGGAGCCAGGCCACAGUCGCCACAGCAGCAGCUGCAGGAGGGGGACGAGAUGGCGCAGCAGCAGCGGCGGGAGGGGCAGGAGCAGGCCAAGGCGGCGUCUGGGGCGGCCGACGGGAAGCUCGAGGGGCAGCGACCUACGCAAGGUUUGUUGAGACUGGGCGGCCGCCACUACUGGCCAGUCAACGCCCUGCUGAUGCUGCUGAAGCUCCUGGACGAGCACUACAUGGGCCUUUUGCCGGCUUCGCCGCCGCCUACCGCGGCCACGGCGGCGGCAUUGACGGCCGCGGCAGAGGCGGUCAGCGGGGCCGGCACAGCAACGUUACGGCGGUGGGGGGCAGUUGCCGGACAGGCGCCAUCCCAGGCUGCCAGUUGGGCGCUUUCCACUGUGGGUCCGGAUGUGGCGCAGCGCUGCAUGGAGCUGUUGCGGAGCUUCAACACCGUUACUGCACAGCAGGUCCUAGGUGCGGGUGCCAUGCGCACUGCCGGCCUCAAGUCCAUAUCAGCCAAGCACCUAGCUCUGGCAGCUCAGUCGCUUGCGGCGCUGCUGGCGGUGUUGCCGCUGCUGAGGUGGCAGCUGGCGGCGGCCAUUGCGGAGGCACCGCGGCGGGCGCUGCUCAUGCCGGAGUUUGACCGGCUGGCGCAGGAUCUGAAUCUGCAUGUGGAGGAGAUCCACGGCAAACUGGUGGACAUUAUGCAGGACCGGGUGCUGGCGGCGUGCAGGCAAAUAUCUGCAGAUUCGGAUGCGUGGGGGCGCGCUGCGGCAUCGCUCCAAGCCCAGCAAGCCGCGCAGCCAGUGCCCUCCGAGGCGCUGCGUCUGCUGGCGCGACAGCUCGGCACGCUGCGCUCCGUACUGCAACCCAUCCUGCAGCCGGAGGAGGUGUCGUACAUUUUUGGCCGUGUGGCGGCGGCAUGCAGCGAGUCGUUGGCGGGGCUGCUGGACAGCCUGACGCCGCCGACGGUGGUACCGUCCCCGUCGGCGCCGCUUCCGUCGGGUGCGUCAGGGCUGCUGCGGGGCUUGGGAAGCAGCGGCGCAGCCGCCACAGCGGCGGCAACUGCUGCAGUGGAGGCGCAAGCGCUGGCAACGGCGGCAUGGGAAGCCAGUCGGCGUGCGAAUGCGCUGUUCAUGUUGCAGGCGUUAUUGUCAUUGCCAUUGGACUCCUCAAGAUCCAGCAGCUAUGUAACCCGCCUCACCACCUUUUACACCAAACAUUACGGCUUGCUGCCGACGGAUGGCCAGGCCCGGCCCGUGCCGGCGGGGAGCGCGGGACUGGGUGGCGCUCCUGCUGCAGCUGCCAACCCCACCACGGCGCCGCCAGGGCCGGCGGCAGCGGGAGAGCUACCCGCCGCCGUCACCGUCCCCGUUUCGGUGCUGCAGUCGCCAGCCUCAGUGAGCAUUGUCGCGACUGGUGCAAGUCCCGACGCCCGGCUUGCACCGCCGCCAGUGGCGCCUGCGCGUCAUCCCGAUACGGCAGCCUGUGUCGGGCCACCGCCCUUGGCGGUGCCAAUGGUGCCGGCCGGAACCGCGGUUGUCGCGGCAGCCACGCCGGCAACGACUUCCGGCUAUGGUGGACGCGAUGUAUCUGACGAUAUGCAACGGCUGUCUACAGAGUCUGGGGAGCCAUUCAGUGCUGCUAUCCGCAAUGCAUCCGACAGCGACGCAGCAUCGUCAUCAGUCACUCUAUUGUCUAGCAAAGUUCCUGCCAUCCUAAUGUCGCCCCCCCCACAGCAGCAGCAGGAGCAGCCGCCGCCUGUGGAACGGCGGCGAUCGCUGCAGGACGGCGGCAGCUCCGUACCGGCCCGUAACGAUGCCAUCAAUGGGCCCAAACCAGGUGAUGGCGAUGACCGCUCGGCAACAGGAGAGCAAGUACAGUCCCAAUCCGUGGAGGGCGAUGCAGAUUGCCAGCACCGGGCAGCAGCAGCAGCAGCGGACUCCGGAGCAGCAGCAGCAGCAGCGGCGCCAGCGACGGAGCGAGCAGCCUCACUCGCGGUUGAUGCCGUCGCACAGGUCGAGGGGUUCGCUGACGGGACAAUGGUCGGUCUGACGACGGAGUCUGAAGCGGCAGCAGCCUCCCUCGUCAUUGGCUCUGGCGAGGCUCUUGUUGAACCGCGGGCAAGUACAAGCAAUGUUCAGGGGGCUGCAGUUGCAGCACGUGAGGAAGCUGCCCUGACUGGGACUGGGGCCCAGGACGCACUGUCGUUGCCGUCAACAUCGACGCCGGUCGCUGGAGCAGCACUACCGAUGACGAUGACGGGAGCGGAAGCGCUGGAUGCGGAGGCGAGUUCGGCAGGAGAGGAGCAGGAGCCGCAGCCGCCGUCCCCACUCCAGCCGCAGGAGCAGCAGGAGUACGGAACCACUAGCGCAGAACCGCCUGCGAGGACCACAGGGACCCAGGCGCCGGCUGCAGUCCGGGUUCCGGAUGUCACCACUGCCCCGAUGGUGUUGCUCGAUCCCCUGGGUGGACUGGAAGUGGGGCGACGCUGA
This is a messenger RNA of Volvox carteri f. nagariensis, 4608 nucleotides long. RefSeq lists its product as uncharacterized. Gene Ontology annotation, molecular function: syntaxin binding. The record is from RefSeq and is a predicted model, not a curated record. NCBI's taxonomy places the organism in Eukaryota, Viridiplantae, Chlorophyta, Chlorophyceae, Chlamydomonadales, Volvocaceae. Bases 1 to 4608 code for a protein of 1535 amino acids. Gene Ontology annotation, biological process: Golgi to vacuole transport; retrograde transport, endosome to Golgi. The transcript is spliced from 21 exons. Gene Ontology annotation, cellular component: GARP complex.